Molecule: messenger RNA, 2091 nt
Organism: Rotaria sp. Silwood2
Lineage: Eukaryota; Metazoa; Rotifera; Eurotatoria; Philodinida; Philodinidae
Source: the annotation of a GenBank genome assembly
AUGGGACGAAGACGAGACAUUGAUAAUGAUGAUAAUGAUCAACAAACAUCAUCUUUUGUAUCUUGUAUGACAUCUAAUUUAAAUCAACAUGAAUCUCAAAAUAAUCCUAUUCGAAAUUUGGAUGAAAAUAAAAUGAAUGAUGAUGAUAAUGAUCCAUUAAUACAUGAUACAAUAUUACCCCAUCGAAAACGUAUACGAAAAGAUCCAUCACAAAAUCUACAAUCUUCACAAUCAACAACAUCUUGUACAAUAUUAAAUGAUGAGAACACUCACAAUCCAAAUUCUCUUCAUGUUGAAGCGGAUUCAAUAUGUUCAAUAGAUAUUCCAUCCAUAUCUCCUUUUCAUCAACGAAAUCAAUUAACAGCUGCAGCAAAUGGUCUUCUAAGUCUUUCAAAUUCUUUAUUUAUUAAUAAUGAAGACAAUCCUAAUGAAUGUCAUUCAAAUUUUACAAAUAGUGAUGGAACAACAUCAACAACUGAUGGAAAUUUAUCUUUAUUAUGUUGUGUUUGUCAAGAUCGUGCAUCGGGUAGACAUUACGGUGUACUUUCAUGUGAAGGUUGCAAAGGAUUUUUUAAGCGUAGUAUUCGUAAACAAGUAUUAUAUACAUGUCUUAGUACAAAAGAAUGUCCUAUAAAUAAAUUUAUGCGAAAUAGGUGUCAAUAUUGUCGAUUACAAAAAUGUCUUCAAGUUGGUAUGCGUGUUGAAGCUGUUCAAAAUGAACGCCGACCUUAUACAAGCCAUGGUGAUAAUAAACAUGAUUUAAUGACAAAUGGUAUUAAUAAUCAAAGAAUACGGAAACAAAGUGAUACAAUAUCAUUAAACACACUACUAACAUCAUCAUCAAAUGGAAUUUAUCCAUUAACAUCAUUUUUAGCUAAUCUAACAAAUAAUCGAGAUAAUAUAACACAAACAACAGCAACAAAUGAAAAUAAAAUUCAACAACAAAGUACACUUCAUAGUAUUCUUACAUCAACAUCAAGAGUUAAAUCACCAACACCUGUAUUUCUUUCUCCACCAUCCUCGUCCUCCUCCUCAUCAUCAUCAACAUCAAGUACAACUAAUCUUCGUAUUGAUUGUAAUGUAAAAAGUGAAACAAUGGAAACAAUUAAAACUAAUAGUCAACAUCAACAACAAACACUUGCAAUUACAAGAGCUUUUGAUAAUUUAGCUAAAGCUGCAGCUCAUUCUCGAUCAAAUACAACUAAUAAUCCAUUAUCUAUUAUGCAGCAACAAUAUUUAUUUAAUGAAAAACGUUAUUGGGAACAAAUUGAACGUCCAUUAGUUACUGAUAAAACAAGUAAAUUUACAAUAACUCCACCAACAAAUCGAGAGUUUCAACAAGCACAAUUAUUAUUACCAACAAAUAGUUUUAUAUGUGAAUCAGCAUCACGUAUUCUUUUUCAAUCAAUUGAUUGGAUUAAAAAUAAUACAUGUUUUCAAACACUUGAAUCACAAACACAAAUAAUACUUUUACAAAAUCAUUGGUUACCAUUAUUUAUUCUCAGUCUGCUUCAGUGUUCAUCAACAAUUAGUUUAGCAAAUAUACUUACUGCUUUACUUGCAAAAAAACUGGAUAAUAAUGAACUGAACAAGUGGCUUGAAUUACGUCGUAUUCAAGCACUUUUUUAUGAAUUUGAUCGUCUACAUGUAACCGAUAUAGAAUAUGCCUAUUUAAAAUUAAUGUCAGUUUUUAAUCCUAUUAAUGAUACUGAUUAUAUAUUAUCAUAUGAUCAAAUUGAUGCAUAUCGUACAUUAACAUAUAAAGAAUUACAUGAUUAUAUAAAUGAUCGACUAAUAUCAACAUCUUAUGAAGAAUAUUGUGGUGAUAGUGAACGAUUAGGUCGACUUUUACUUAAAUUACCAUCAUUAGCUGAACUUGAUACAAGUAUUAUUGAAGAACUUUUCUUUGUUGGACUUAUUGUACAAAUUCAUAAAAUCAUUCCAUGUAUUCUUAAAAUGGAUGUUGCAUCAUCAUCAUCAAAACGAACAUCAUCACCGAUGAUCAAAUGUGAAAGAAGUGAACAAUUACAACAGCAACAGCAACAGCAACAGCAACAGCAACAGCAAUCACUCGUAUCAUCAUCAUUAUAG